Verruconis gallopava is the source of this 1616-nucleotide messenger RNA. RefSeq lists its product as uncharacterized. Gene Ontology annotation, biological process: positive regulation of mRNA splicing, via spliceosome. Gene Ontology annotation, molecular function: RNA binding. Gene Ontology annotation, cellular component: nucleolus; U12-type spliceosomal complex. The coding region runs from base 155 to 1192 and encodes 345 amino acids. The record is from RefSeq and is a predicted model, not a curated record. The transcript has 3 exons. NCBI's taxonomy places the organism in Eukaryota, Fungi, Ascomycota, Dothideomycetes, Venturiales, Sympoventuriaceae.
UUUUCACCCGCGCGAAGACAAGUCAACCUUUGCACACAAGGGACUUUUGCGAUUCUGUAUUCCCCAGAUACAGAACAUCUGUCUGCUUGUAUCUGCCGGACAACUUCGCCGUCAUCAAACUUCCACGGCGUAGAGCUCAGGACCUGGCUUAAAGAUGGCGCAAGCAGCGAGGCAUUGGGAGCAAGACAAAGAAGCUACUGUGUACAUAGGAAACCUCGAUGAACGGGUUACAGACGCGCUCGUUUGGGAGCUCAUGCUACAAGCCGGGCGCAUUGUCAACGUCCACCUCCCCAAAGACCGAGUCACGCAAACACACCAGGGCUAUGGUUUCGUUGAAUUCAUAAGCGAGGAAGACGCCGACUAUGCGGCCAAAAUCAUGAAUCAGGUCAGACUGUAUGGGAAGCCUAUUCGUGUAAACAAAGCGAGCGCAGACAAGCAGAAAACAGUGGAUGUCGGUGCCGAGCUGUUCAUCGGUAAUUUGGAUAGUAUGGUGGAUGAAAAAACGCUUUAUGAUACAUUUAGCCGGUUUGGAACGCUCAUUUCACCCCCCAAGAUCGCUCGCGACGAGGCCAACGUAUCCAAGGGCUACGGUUUUGUGUCUUUCUCCAACUUCGAAUCUUCGGACGAGGCAAUUGCAAACAUGCACGGCCAGUUCCUCGCCAAUAAGGAAAUCACCGUACAAUACGCCUACAAGAAAGACGGCAAGGGUGAGCGACAUGGUGAUGCUGCAGAGCGUCUCCUCGCCGCUCAAGCACGGAAGCAUAACGUUGAGGUUCCACAGCAGCCUGGCUUGCAGAAUAUGUUCAACCCAACGCCGAUGGGUGGGCCUGUGGGCGGUGUUCCGCAGCCCCCGCCUACGGUCCCCCCUCCUGCAGGUGGUAUGGGGAUGAUGCCACCAGGCUUUGGUGGUAUGCCGCCACAGCCAGCGUAUGGGCAGGUGCAUGCUCCUGUUCCGCCACACACACCAACACCUCCGGGGAUGGCAAGGCCGGCUCCACAGAAUACACCGUUACCUCCAGCUCCGGCUGGACUUCCAGCAAGACCACCACCCAGCACUGUUGGAUAUGGAGGACCCCCUGGUUUUGCACCUCCUGGCUUCCCACAGCAACCUUUACCACCGGGCUUUGGACCUCCUGGGUUUGGAGCACCAGUAGGAAUGCCACCUGGCUUCCAGCCACCUCCGGGAAGAUGAUUGGUCAAACGCAUCAUCUCACAGACGAAGCAGAUGUGAGAGGCUCAAAACAUCUCAACACAUCCGUCAAAGGAUGAAGAUAUGAUCAACAGUCUCGAUUUCUGAGGCUUGGAUUUGAUGCACGGUAGCAGGUGCGGCCGCUACAUGACGGCACGAACGUGCGGAAGCUCAGAGUAUGAGACCUCACGAAAGUCACGGGCACGGCCUUAGAUGACACGGUCUAAACCUCUCUACCUGCGCAGAACCCAACCCGCGCAAGUGGAGUGUCGUUGAUGGAGCGUUUGAGACACUGGAAGAGUGGAAGGGACAAGACAAUGGACUGGAAAACCUUACGCCUAGUUCGAUAUGCUGAGACUUCCGUCCGUUUGGAAUGCAAUUUAAGCUUAUAUAGUCCUGAAUGAUAACUCUUAGUGUUUGUACAUCC